Messenger RNA from Pelodiscus sinensis (Chinese soft-shelled turtle), 1589 nucleotides. It is a transcript of the gene CBY2, whose product is annotated as chibby family member 2. Lineage: Eukaryota; Metazoa; Chordata; Testudines; Trionychidae. The record is from RefSeq and is a predicted model, not a curated record.
UUGAAAAGCAUGGUCCUGUCUCUGGCCAUGCUGAAAAUCAGUUUUGAGCAGGGAGAGAUCGAGGCAGCUUCUGGCAUUUGGCCUCAGCAUUGGAUACACUACAGUUAUAAACCAGCUGAGAGUUUGGAGAAGAUAAAGACAAAAGAAACAGGACAUCACUAGAAUUAUAUUUUAAACAGAGCAGUUCUGAGUGAGUGUCUCUGCAGACCCCUCACUAGCUACUCAUCACCAAGAACAGCAAUUGCCUGCAUAACUUCUGAAGAGAGUCUUUUCACACAGACUUCUUCACUUUGCUAAGUCAUCCCCACAUUUGCUUUUGAUCCAAUGAAUCACUUUAUGCAACAGGCAGAGCCUGACAUGGAUUAUAUUGCCCCUCGUGUCAAGCUAAGUGACGAGACAUUUGUCUUUGUAGAUGGCAAAUGGGUGAGUGAGACCUACAAUCAGCCACCCUUUGCUUACCAACAGAAACAUUUCAGCAAGAAGAUGCAGAAAGACUGGACUCUCUGGGAGGAGAACAAAGCACUCUGGGAGGAGAACAAGGCCCUUCGGAUUGAAAACAAAGCCCUCCGGGAGGAGAACAAAGCUCUCCAGUGCCUACGGACACAGAACAAAGCCAUCCAGGUUAUUUAUGAUGACACCCUCCAGCAGGUUCUCCAGAAGGAGCACAAUCCUUUCCCAGUCUUCCAAGAAAGGAACAUAGGCUUCCAAGAGAACAAGGCCCUUCAGGUUGUUCAGGAAAAGAAUAUGGCUUUACAGAUACUCCACAAGGAGAACAAAGCUGUCCCAGUCUUUCAAAAGGAGAACAAAGCUCUUCCAGUCUUUCAGAAGGAGACCAAAGCUGUCCCAAUCUUUCAGAAGGAGGCUGAAGCUCUUCCACUCUUUCAGAAGGAGACCAAAGCUGUCCCAGUAUUUCAGAAGGAGGCUGAAGCUCUCCCAUUCUUCCAGAGGGAGACCAAACCUGUCCCAGUCUUCCAGAAGCAGACCAAAGCCACCCCAAUUGAGGAGGAGAGCAAGGACGAUGUCCCUGCCUUCCAGGAGGACAGCAAAGCCAACCUGGUCCAAAAUGAUAUCAAGGCUAGUCCAUCCUUCCAAAUGAAGAGUAAUGCUGUCCAGGACAUUUGGGAGGAAAGCAAAGCUGUCCCAGGCCAGGAGGAGAACAAUGUUGCCCCAGGCAGUCAGGAGGAAAAUGUGGCCCUCCAGGCUGUCCAGAAGCUAAACCAAACCCUACAAGCUCUGCUAAAAGAGAACCAGGCCCUUCUGGAAGAGAAAAAGGCAAUCCAGAUUCUUCAGGAAGAGAAUAAAGUCUUCUGGGACGAGAACAAUCAGUUAAAGCUGCAGCUAACUGUAAUGAAAGGCACAGUGUCAGAGAUUAUGGCCCGGAUGGAAAUAUUGCAGAAGGAGCUCAAUUCCCUUUCUCCUGUACAGCAUAAUGAGAUGAGGAAGCCAGACAGGUGCUGGUAAAUGAAUAUCAACCAGGAGAAAUAUGCAGCAUGGUACUAAAGGCCUGCUAGUUAACAUUUGAUGAAAAAGCUCUCUCCUUGUUUCCAAUAAAGUCCUGGGAGGGAUUCAGAAAAAAACAAACAAACAAA